CUGGUUUAGCCUCGCUGUGUGGCUGAGAGCAUCCUCCAUCGUUGGGUUCUUCUCCUCAGUGGAGGGAGGUGGGACUUGACCCGGUCUUGUGAGGAGAUGCCCGGGGAUGGGGAGUUGUCACCCUGAAGGGUUGGGAGGAGGAGGAAGAAGAGGGAGAAUAAUAAUUACCAGCCCAAAUAUUUGCCUCUGAAAAAGGCUGGGGAGCAUCUACCUGGUUCCUUCAAACCAGAAGAAAACUGAGGUAGAAAAUCCAAUCUGAGCUGCGCUUUUAUCCCUAGAAGGACAUCCUUUGCCUCAAGUUAGUACAACUUUUGUAGUUUGUAAUUUUUUAAAAUAAUUUUCAGUCAUCUCUGAGGCUCUUAAACUGUGAAGAAGCUGAGCCACAAUUUUGAUUUUUGAUAUUUUUUUUAAAGGGAGGAGAGACUUUUUAAGUUUUAUUUUUGGCUGCUGAACUUGAAAGGGAUAGGUGCAAAGCAAAAGGCAGAGCUAGGGGAAAUUAAAAAUGCUCUUUUCCAGGGUAUAUAAAUUCACCUGGAUUUUAUUAGGUGGGAGAGAGAAAUCCUGAAGGUGAAUAUCACUUCUCCCCGCCCCCCCUUCCUUGGUAACUAUUUUUGUAUAUCUAACAGGAGAAACUGAAGGCUAAAUUUGCUAGCCGUUUGGACAGCAUUUUUUGCUUCCUAGGAAAAUUUUGAAAUAUUUCCUUUCCCUGAGUUUUCUAAAAUGCGGAUGUUUGUAAAUUCCUAGCUGUGUUCACAGUUUGUACAGAAAACAUUUUCCCCCAGGAGACUUUAUUCAGGAACGAGCUCGGAAAGGAACCCACCACUGGACUGAAACUGCACGCCUCCCCUCCCAAUGACAAUGUGGACUUUUUUAGGCAUUGCUUCCUUUGUCUAUGUCUAUAAGAAAUGUGGAGACUUGAUGAGUUACGCCAACAAGGAGCUGCUGAUCUCCAUGCUGGUCUUCUUUUCUCUUGGGUUGCUGCUUUCCUAUCGAUAUCGGUCGAGGGGACUCAAAGAACAGAAGCGCAAGAAGCCCUGGUGGGGGCUAUUCGGUAACUUUCUAGCCACUGUUCCCUUUGUUGGAUUUUUCUGGACCAAAUCUCACAUGCAACCUCAAGAAGACCUGCAAGCUGGAUACCGGAAGGGUCGGAGGAAGGUCAACACCCCACUGGAGACCACAACGGAGACCGUGAUCGCUUCAGCGCUGCCUCCUCAGUCUGACCCAGAGAUUAUCAUUGUGGGGUCUGGUGUGCUCGGCUCUGCUUUGGCGGUGGUGCUGGCGAGGGACGGCAGGAAAGUGACUGUCAUCGAGAGGGAUCUGAAAGAACCUGACCGGAUAGUCGGAGAAUUGCUGCAGCCCGGAGGGUAUAAUGCCCUGAAAGAUCUGGGCCUGGAUGAGGCAGUAGAAGGGAUCGAUGCUCACACAGUCAAUGGCUACAUCGUUCACGACCUGGAAAGCCAAACUGAGGUCGAGAUCCCUUAUCCUCAAGAGACAAAUGGCUGCGUGCAAAGUGGAAGAGCAUUCCAUCACGGACGUUUCAUCAUGGGUCUCCGAAGGAUGGCCAUGGCAGAGCCCAACACAAAAUUCAUCGAAGGGACAGUGCUGCAGCUACUUGAAGAAGACGAACGUGUGGUGGGCGUUUUGUACAGAGAGAAAGAAACCGGAGAUGCCAAAGAACUCCACGCACCCCUUACGGUUGUGGCUGACGGUCUCUUUUCUAAGUUUAGGAAGAAUCUCAUCUCCAACAAAGUUAAAGUCCCAUCCCAUUUUGUAGGGUGUAUUUUGAAGGAUGCACCUCAAUUUAAAGCCAACCACGCUGAACUUGUGUUGGGAAAUCCUAGUCCGGUGCUGAUCUACCAGAUUUCUUCCAGUGAAACCCGUGUCCUUGUUGAUAUUCGAGGUGAAAUGCCAAAGAACCUUAAAGAAUACAUGAGCGAGGAAAUUUAUCCACAGCUGCCAGAGCACAUACAGGAGCCGUUCCUCAUAGCUGUUCAGAAUGAUCGACUGAGGGCAAUGCCAGCCAGCUUUUUGCCACCUUCCCCUGUUAACAAAGCAGGAGUCCUCCUCUUGGGUGAUGCUUACAACAUGAGGCACCCUCUAACAGGCGGAGGGAUGAGCGUAAUUCUAAACGAUAUCAAGAUCUGGAGGCGUUUGCUGCAGGCCAUUCCAGACUUCUAUGAAGAUGCCGAUCUUCUACAGGCAAAAAAGGCCUUUUACUGGACAAGAAGGAAAAAACACUCUUUCGUGGUGAAUGUCCUUGCGCAGGCCCUUUAUGAAUUAUUUUCUGCGCCAGAUGACUCUCUGCAUCAGCUAAGGCGAGCCUGUUUCCUUUACUUCAAACUUGGUGGCAAGUGUGUUUCUGGUCCAGUUGGAUUACUCUCAGUCUUGUCGCCUCAGCCAGUGGUCCUGAUUGGCCACUUCUUUGCCGUGGCGCUCUACGCCGUCUACUUCUGCUUCAAGUCGGAAUCGUGGAUCACCAAACCGAGGGCGUUUUUGAGCAGCUCUGCCGUGAUGUACCGGGCUUGCUCUGUCAUAUUUCCACUCAUAUACUCGGAAAUAAAGUACAUCUGUUGAACAGAAAAGAGAUGAAUCUGCGACAAGAGGCGAGCCCGAGGAGGCCCUGUCCUCCCCUUCACCUUGUGGAUAUGGAAUGAUUCAGUCCACCCUUGAUUUUAUGCAAACCCAGGACUUUUAUUGAGGACUUGGCUUUCUUCUGUGAUAUGUGUACCUUCCUUUGUAUAAGAGGGGUCCAACUCUGACACUUCAGAUGUUCAUGGACUGCAGUUCCCAUCAGCUCCUGCUGGUGUGGCCAGUUGGCCAUGCCAGCAGUUGGCCAUGCCAGCAGGAGCUGAUGGGAAUUGAAGUCUAGGAACAUCUGAAGCGCCAGAGUCUGCUCUAUAUAGACAGGAAGCCCUGGUCCUUGCGUGCAGUCGGUACAAGAUCUCCACUGUUCUGUUCAUUCCAGGUGUGUGGGGACGUGUUUAUCUCUUCGCCAAAAGGAGAGGUGCUUAAGUGAAGACCAUCAAAAUGCAGGGUGGGAAGGGGGGGGAUGUGUUACUUUCACACCUUCUGGGAAUAAACACCUAAAACAAAGGAUAUUAAGUAGCCAUUUCUGAUGUGGGGCCGGUCAAGCUCUCCUCUCCCCUGUCACUCUGAUAGCCUUUUAACUGUACGUUAAAAAUAAAACCAAGCGGGGAGUCAGUUCUGCCUCUCUUAACCAAAAAUGGAAGCACCGUGUCAGUUUUCCCCGACUUUCAUAACACGUAAGUCGGGCUGCCAUUAUCUUCCUGCUGCGGAUCUACAUCGUGGAACUGCAUUGUGCGGGGGACAGAAAUAGUGCCUGUAGACAGGAUAAACUGUAUGACACUCACAUAGAACAGAGAGAACUCAGUGUGGGUGCUUUGUGUUCCUUAACAGUUCCAUGUUUCUUGUACCCCUGCCCUGGGGCAGCAGUGCUCACGGAGAAACACUUGCCGUUGCAGGAGGUGAGAUGUCCUGGAAUGACUGGCCUAGUUAUCAUUGAUUGUGAUCAUGGAUGCCACAGUUAUCAUGGAUGCCAUAAACCUAGGGUUGAGGUUUUGUAAGAUUAAACUAUUCCAUUCAGCUGAAAAAC
Messenger RNA from Sphaerodactylus townsendi, 3613 nucleotides. It is a transcript of the gene SQLE, whose product is annotated as squalene epoxidase. The record is from RefSeq and is a predicted model, not a curated record. Gene Ontology annotation, biological process: cholesterol metabolic process; sterol biosynthetic process. The transcript has 11 exons. Gene Ontology annotation, cellular component: endoplasmic reticulum; membrane. NCBI's taxonomy places the organism in Eukaryota, Metazoa, Chordata, Lepidosauria, Squamata, Sphaerodactylidae. Gene Ontology annotation, molecular function: squalene monooxygenase activity; flavin adenine dinucleotide binding. The coding region runs from base 853 to 2574 and encodes 573 amino acids.